Molecule: messenger RNA, 7407 nt
Organism: Notolabrus celidotus (New Zealand spotty)
Lineage: Eukaryota; Metazoa; Chordata; Actinopteri; Labriformes; Labridae
Gene: itprid2
Product: ITPR interacting domain containing 2
Exons: 22
Coding region: 177-4280 (1367 amino acids)
Molecular function (GO): signaling receptor binding
Source: RefSeq, a predicted model, not a curated record
AGGAAGCGGAAGCAGGAAUGUUGGAGUGUUUUCAGAAAAGUUUGGAGAAGUUUGACAGUUUAGGAGCUGAGACACGAACUGCGGAGGAACAUGACGGUGUGCACUCGUUUCUGAUGUUUCUGUAGCGUCGUCAGUCUUCUCUGACUGACUCCAAACAGUCACAAAGACAGUCAGACAUGGAGAGUGGGGCUCUGGGAGUGGAAACCAGCCCUUCUGCAGAUCCCAGAGCGCAAUCAGAAGCCAACGUAGCCUGUCUGCGGCGCCGCGCCUGGGCCCAGAGCAGAGACUCUCUCUGGCAGGAAUCAGCAACAGAGACAUGUGGCCCCCAGGAGUCCCAGCAGAACCAGAGCGACACAGAGGCACAGAGACCCUCAGGUGAACCAGGGCGAGUUCCCAACAAGAUAACCAGCUGGCUGAUUGAAUGCAGGACUCCUCUUGGAGCCUCACUUGAUGACCAGAGUGCUUCUCCCAGCAAAGGGGCACCGAGGAACGGCUGCAGCUUCGAAGAUGACCUUUCACUGGGAGCUGAAGCGAACCAUCUUCAGUCCAGUAACAAUAAAACUGAAUCCUGUUUUGGUCUUGUGGCAGAUCAGAAGAGGAGUCAGUUUAAAGAAAGAGGAAGAAGUAUGAACUCCACAGGAUCAGGAAAGAGCAGCACUGUGUCCAGUGUGUCAGAGCUGCUGGACCUGUAUGAGGAGGACCCUGAGGAAAUCCUCUUCAAUCUUGGUUUUGGUCGAGAAGAGCCAGAUCUAGGCUCAAGGGUUCCCUCCAGGUUCUUCAACAGCUCCUCCACAGCGCGAGGCAUCGACGUCAAGGUCUACCUGGGAGCUCAGCUGCAACGUAUGGAACUGGAGAACCCCAACUAUGCUCUGACGAGCCGUUUCCGCCAGAUCGAGGUCUUAACAACAGUCGCCAACGAGUUCUUCCAGCUCUACAGUCAAGUUUCCGGUCAGCCUCUCCAACGCAUCAGCUCCAAGGACCAAGCAGGAGAAGCAGGAGAUGUGGGUGAAAAAGAUUCCCCUCCUCCUCUGAAGAAGACCAACUCGGCGAGGAACAUGGCCAAGCUCCUGAAGAAAACCAUCACCAGGCACAACCUGCACGCUGCCUCCUCUGAGUCAACUGAGUCACAAACACCUGACCAACACACGCAGCAGAACGGACACACACCCUCUGAUCACACACACACCAACGGCCAUGCCAUCACCGGUCCAGAGCAGGACGGCUGCAGUUCUGACCCCGACCACCAGGCGGACGCAGUCAACCAGAAACACAACCGCAAGAAAGAUGGCCGUUCCCUGGCGACGGUUACAGAGGAGACGAACGGGGAAGGAGAGACGGAUGACAGUCCUGAGCAGAGCAGCUCUGGACCAGCAGCCGACGUGAAGCAACAACCAGAGGACGAGAAGAACCUGACCUCGACCCCAGAGAAAGCUCCUCCCACUCUGGCUCCACUCCAGCUGGCCCAGCUUCGCAACGAAAACGCUGACUCUUUUGACAUGGAGGAGAUUCAGAGUAAUGAAGAUGAAGCUGUGCCCUCCAGAUCUUCCAGAGGCAGCGACCUGUUGAGGACGGUCAGUCAGCAGUCUGACAGCAGCGGUUUUGCAGAGGAGCCCUCGGCCGACUCCAACAGCUACCUCAAGGUGCAGGAGAGUAGUGACAGCUGUGACAGUGAGACCACUGUGACGUCGCACCCCUCACAAGAUGUGGCCACGCCCCUCGCACUGGACCACCCAGUCUUCAUCCUUCCAGAUGGAAAAGAGGAAGAGUCGGGGCCUGAUGGUACCGCUGAGGCUGGUGGGAGGAGCAACUCCAGGGAAGAAGACGAGCAUGAUGGGAUAUCAGAGGAGAUUCCUCAGUACUCAGCUCACCAGCUCCCCAGGAAGAGUACAUCAGGGGCCGAGCAGCAGCAGGACAAGAACCAGGAAGAGGAACAAGUGCAGAACGGGGACUUAACUGAAUCUGAACAAAAACGAGAGAGUGUUUCUGUUCCAGAGGAAGAACCACAGCCUGAAUCUGAAAGAAUGCAAGACCAGCCAGCUUCAGAACCACAACACAGUCAGAACCAGACCGAGUUAGCUGCAGACUCAGUACCAUCAACAGAGGGAGUGGGUGCUGAGUCCCAAGAAGAACAGGCUCUCUUGGAUGAUUCUGAUCUAGUUUUCCCUCCUCCUCCUCCUUCUCCGGUUCAGAGCGCUCUGGACCGAGCCAAACUGCAUCAGCUGAGCCGCUCAGGACAAGUCCAGACCCCAGAGAGUGGACGGGGACGAGGUCGGGGAAGAGGAAGGGGCAUCCCCCUUCAGAGGUCCUCCUCCCUGCCCUCCUCUCUUCUCUCACCCUCCAAGAUCGUGUCCUCUGUCAGGAUCCAGUUUGGUCGAGGCCAGGCAUCCUGCACCCAGCCCAGGUACUCCUUCAAAUACACCCAAGAGGAUGGAGAGGACAACGAAGAGGGAAGAGUGGAGGAGGAGGAGGAGAAGGAGAAGGAAGAAGGACAAACAAGCUGUCGGUCCACUCUGAUCAUUAACCCCGCCUCCACGUCAGACUCUAACAUCCAACCAACAAGGCUUCCUACAGAAACCCCUGUCCCCCCUAAACCCAUCCCCCGCUACCUGAUGCGGUCGUCCUUCUCCCUGCAGAGCUCGAGCCCUCCUCCUGAUUGGCCGCCAGGUAGCAACGCUCACUCCUGGAGCACGCAGAGCGUUCCUGAUCUCUUUUCCAGUCGGCAGCAGCAGCAGGGCCAGUUUGAACAGAACUUGGGCUCAAACCAGAACCGGGAAAGUUGGACACCAGGACCAACAGCGUUCCCUAACCCUAACCCUCAUCCUGCUCCUCAGUACUUAAACUCAACCCCCAACCAUAGCGCCAGCUUUAACCCUGGCCCAUACCCCUUCAUUCUGAACCCUCCUCCACAGUACCCCUCCCCUGCCCAUCCAUAUGGUAGCCUUCCUAACCUCCUUCCCCAACACAGCCCGUCCUAUCUCCAUCCUUCUAGUCAUACUGGUCUCCACUCACCAUCCACUCCACCUCUCCCACCACACGCCAGCCUCUCCAACUUGCAUCAUCCGCAAACUCCCACGAUCCAUCACCACGCCAGCAUGGGCAACCUGCAUCCGACCCCGGGAAUGCACCACCAAGGCUACAGUUCCCCCUACGCGCAUCACUCCCCGUACUUUUCAUCUCUGCAUGGCUCUCCGUAUUCCUCAACCUACCUCGGUUACCAUGGGUACAACAUGAAUCCACACCUGGGAUUCCCCCACUCCUUCCCCCAGUUUCCGCCAAUGUCUCCAGAUCACGGCUAUUAUCCGGGGUUGACUCCUCCCACUCCAGGCCUACACCCAGGCCUAGCCUCAAACAUGGGUCACGGCCUCUACCCGGGGAUGGCUGCUCCUGCUCCUGCUACAUCCAGCACUGAGAUGCAGCUGAGGAGAGUUCUGCACGACAUCCGAGGAACGGUUCAGAGUCUGAGCCAGAACCGUGCAGAGACUCCAGAUGUAUUUAUUGAGCACAGAGCGGCUCCAUCCAGCAACCAGUCUUUGUCAGAGUUCCAGCAGAAGAGGCGUAGUCUGAACUUGUUCCGCAGCCAGAUGAUGGACCUGGAGCUGUCAAUCAUCCGGCAGCAGGCUAUGGUGUACAAACACCUGAGUCCUGCUGACAGGAUGGAGGUAGAACAGCUCCAGUCUCUGAGGUCAGCAGUCAGAGAGGAGCUGCAGGAGCUGGAGCAACAGUUGGAAGACAGACUGUUGGAGAUAUCACAACAUGAGGGUCUCCACAGAGACGCCAGUGUGGAGAGUCUGUCCACCGCUUCUGCACUGAGAGCAAUGGAGCCGGUGUCAGACCUCCUCAGAGAGCAGCUCUACCUCCAAUCAGAGCUCAGCUACGACGGUCACACCCCCUCCACCCACCCCUCCACCAGAUCGUCCAGUCCGGGCAGAGGAGACCAUGAGCAAUCACAAGGCGUGUACAAAGCAUCAAUCAGCAUAAACCCCGUCCUUCCUCCUCGACCCAACGCACACGCUGAGGAGGAUGAGGAAGAGGACGAGGAGCAAGAGACUAACAGACUGGGAGAAGGAGGAGGAGGAGAUGGAGGAAGGGGAGAGGAAAGAGAACGAGGGGGAGAAGAGGAGGGAGCAGCAGGAGGACUUGGAGUGGGGAACCUGCAGGAGCUCAUCAGAGAGAUCCGAGAGAGCGUGGCGAAGGAGGUCCGACGGGAGAUAUACAGCGAGCUCCUCGCGACUGUUACUCCACAACGAUCGCCCCUGCCGACCAGGCAUCAGCCACUGUAGUCACUGCAUCAUCCAAGCACCGCCCCCUUUCACCUUCCGCCUUAGUAGUAACCACAGCCUGAGCAGCAACACUGUCUGUGUGCAACACUGUAUAGCUGAGUAACACUGUCUGUGUGGAACACUAUGCGUCUGUAACACUGUAUGUCUGUAACACUGAUGAUGAGAUGAACACAUCACCUACACGUAAGAAAGCCCCGCCCACCUACGCCUGCAGCAGACAGGACGCAGAGCGGUUCAAGGACGUUUACGACAAAGACAUUUGUGUGUUUUCUAUGUGCCGGGAAAGGUUGUCCAAGUGGAACCACUAGCAUUGAUGUGUUGUCUUUUUCUUACAUACUGUUUCCUGUUUUUCAAACUGUUUUGAUCAAAGCAAAGCCUGAAACAACAACAACCACUGCCACCGAUACUACGAGUACUCGUCCAGUACUGCUAACAGAACUCUGUCAGUAACACCACUACUAGUCCCAGUCCUGUGGGUGUCUCCUCGAAGUCUUAGAUCAGCACAUUAGCUGAAGUCCUGAUGAAAACAAUAGUCAUAAUUUAUUAGUUUCAGAUUUCCUGUCUGUGUAGAUUUCUGCCUUCACCUCAAUACAUGAGUUUAGUUCUUGCUACUUACAAAAGCAAGAAGAACAGUUGAAAAAAUCUUUGUCAUGGUGAGAAUUUCAUUUGAAGACAGUCACAUAACAGAGGCUCUCUUUGGAGAUGCUUCUGUUGUUUUCUUUUUAGUUAUAACCUUAAAGAUUUAACUUCUGGCUGAUUUGGCGGCGCCUAAAACCGAUCAGUUAUCGCUGAAACACCAAAAGUGACCACGUUUUGUUUGUACAUAUUUAAGAUUAUCAAAAGCUAACCUCACUUAUAAAUACUUUAUGUUUCUUGCAAAGUGCUUCACAAUUAAAUCCAACUUGUGUUUUGCAAGCUACAUGGAUUGAUUGUGGAGCAGCUUAGACCAGAUCUGACAAACCUCUACGAAAGGGAACAGUAGAUAGAUAGCCUUGUAUCAAUGCAAUCAAAAUAUUGAAUGUUAGACUCUGCAUUUGUAAUGAAAACUUCUGUUUAAAGAAGUUCAGAAUUGAAUGGCAAAAUAAGUUCGAUGUCAUAAAAAUCUGAAUAUUUAUGACUUCAAUUGUAGUUUUAGAUACUUUAAUUCUGCGAGUACAGUGUCCUCGUUCUCCUUGGUUGUAUUGGGAUGGAAGCAGAAAUCUCAGAGACAGAAAUUUCCAAACUAUGUCUAUAGAGAGAAACCACUAGGGUUAGUGUAACUUGAGCUGAGUCAUGCUGUUAAUGUCUUAUGAGAGCAACAUAAAGGGGACCAAUAAUAUACUAUAAAUGCCUUCAUUGUAUUUAAAUCUACGCUCUGUUAUUGAGAGGUUCCAUUCUUAUUCUUCAUUAGUGUUCGCUGGGGAUCAAACUGAGCUUUCACCUCUUAGAGUUACUCACUCCAUGCACAUUUCCCCUUAUUGUAAAGGGUUCAAAGCGGCUAUAAGGUAUGCUAAAAAGGGAUUAUGAUCCCACAGCUGUCAACAUUCCUUCAUCAUCAUCAUUGUCAUCCUCAUUGUCAUCAAGCUUCUGUCUCCUCCCAGUUGAAUUUGAACACUUUGAUCUGAAUUGUGUUAAAACCCGUCAGACGGAUGAUUAUGCAGGGACAAACAGAGCUAAAGAAACAGUCAUUUAUUCACAAAGAAUCACAUUAUGUUUAUUUUAUGUUUGAACUAUGCUAACAGUUUCCACCUGCGUCCAGUCUUUGUGCUAAGCUAGGAUAAUCACAUCUCCAAUGUCAGUUCUUCACAAAUUGUCAGACUGUCCCUUUAACACUCACAGUCUUUUGCCCUGGUUGUCACUGAGCAGGUAAUAAGGUCAGUGUGUGAUGUCAUGGGGUACUGGUGAUGUCAGGCUUAAAGGUCAAAGGUUACACAGUAAGUCGUCUUGGCGAUGGUGAUGAUAAUGUUGAUGAUGUAAUGACUUGUGUGGGAGGAGCUUAGUGAGCAGGAGGGUUAGCAGGCAGUGGAGCUCAAGUCUUAGCUUACACUGUCUGUGUGCAAUAAUAUGAAAGUUUAUGCUGAUUACUGGGACUAUUGUUAACAUAUUAAACCACUUCUUACAUUUCAGAUGGGAUCAGUCUUCCUGACACUUAUGCACAAACUAUCUGUAUGUUUGAUAAAGCAUUACUCUGAAGCUCGCUGAUUUCACUAAGACAAACCUUUUGUACUCAAAAUCUACCCAACCGAUGGAUAACUGAUGUCUUGAUUAGUAAUUACCAAUGAUUGCAUAGAAAGAUGCAUGUCCUAUGUUGUCCUACUUUUGGGGGAGAUGUCAGGUCGUCCAUUUUUUAUACAGUCUUGGCAAUUCACCCAUCCCUCAUCAACUGUUUUAUGCAUUAAAAGUUGUGUUUAGAUGUUCACACAUUUAAAUGUACAAAGUAAAUUCAAGACAGAAAAUCUUUAGGAUAACUAGGGAGAAGCUGAGAUGAAACAAGCACCCAACUAAACUGAAUGUGAUUGGCUGAGAGACCUGUCAAUCAAUAUGAACAUGUGCCUAAUGGAAUACCUCUUUUUUUUGUCUUUGUCAUGGAUUUUGUAAAUUCCCACACAGAUGCACAUGAAUUUAAAGUUUGCUGCAGAAAGCUUAACUUUAGGAAAAUAAUUUGUGUUUUGUGGAUGUUCAGUCAUCUUUUGGGAACAAUUUACAGUAAAGGGAAUCUAAGCUUGAAGGGUCGUUUACUAAUAAUUUUGAGCGUUCAUAUAAAGAUCAAGCUCUUUGGAAGGAGCUUGAAUUUCUAUUCAUCCAAGUGCUCUAAAUGAUUACAGUUUGACCCUGUUAAGCUUUGAUUCUCUCUUCUGUACUCUUGAUGUUUGUAGAAACUUAGAUUAUUGUUUUUGAUCACAAACUCUGCUCUGCUGGACCAACACUCAAUGUGCCUUUUUUCCUUUUUCUUUUUUACAAUUUUUAACUGAUCAUGAAUCCCUGACAAACUCCUAAUUUCCCAUCACUGCCUGUCUGUUGAUGUCUAUUAAUUUCUAUCCAUGUGACUAUUAAUGAUAUGUGUAUUUUGUAUUGAUGUCUUGUCAGUGGGAUGAAGGGGAGGGAUCACUCUGUAGAGAGAGUAAUAAAGAUGUAUUUAUUUUCAGUA